Messenger RNA from Oncorhynchus gorbuscha (pink salmon), 1413 nucleotides. Its product is annotated as YLP motif-containing protein 1-like. The transcript has 4 exons. Bases 523 to 1413 code for a protein of 296 amino acids. NCBI's taxonomy places the organism in Eukaryota, Metazoa, Chordata, Actinopteri, Salmoniformes, Salmonidae. The record is from RefSeq and is a predicted model, not a curated record.
UUAAAUUAGAAGUUCAAACUGUUUGGGUAUGGACCUGGAAAGUAUGACAGAACUCAAGGCUCUCUCUGCAGAAGAUUGCAACUCCUCCCCCUUUGGCAGUUCUAUCUUGAUGGACAAUGUUGUAGUUGGUUAUGGAAAUCUCCAAAUUUUUGGUGGCCUUCCUAAGCCAGGAUUCAGACACGGCAAGGACAUCAGGGUUGGCGGAGUGUGCUAAAGCAAAUAUCCCACCAACAAAGGACCAAGCAGCGUGAACAUGAGGUGAGGAAGUUUUGGACUUGGGAGGACAUGAAAGGAUGCGAAACCCUUCCUUGGCAGCAGACGGAAGGAAGAAAUGGAAGACAGUGAUGACGCCAGGGUUCGCAUUCACAGAAAGCCCAAGGACAACCCCAAUAUUAUUUUGGGGAGGGGCAUGAGGGGUGGUCAGUGGAGUUAGCGGUCGAGCAGAGGAGAGUGCCAGAGCCUGUGUGUGAGUCGAUAGAGGAAUUUAAUGAGAGAUACUGGAAAGGGGAUCUGGCAAGGAAUAUGCUGCAGCGCUUCUCUGCACAGUACCAUCUGUGCCAGCUCCACGCACCAGGCAACCAGUGCACCUCCCCAGGCCGGUACGUCCUGUGCCUGCUCCCUGCACUCGCCCUGAAGAGCCAGAGACUGUCAGGGAGGCAAUGGGGAAGUUGGGAGAGAGAGAUGAGAGAGAUGUUGUGCAAGUGUGUUCUGCUCAACAUCCGACCAGAGGAUCUGGUUAGCAGUCUGGUGCAACUUGGGCUGGCUCCACGCUUCUUGCCUCCAGAGCGCCUCCCCAGUCCGGUGCGUCCUGUGUCUCCUCUUCGCACUCGCCCUGAAGUACGUGUCCCCAGUCCAGUACCACCUGUGCCGGCUCCACGCACCAGGCCUCCAGUGCACCUCCUCAGUCCGGUACGUCCUGUCCCUGCUCCACGCAUUAGGCCUCCAGUGCGCAUUCAUAGUCCAGAGCUUGCGGCGACGGUUCCCAUUCCAGAGCUUCCAGUGACGAUUCCCAGUCCAGAGCUUCCAGUGACGAUUCCCAGUCCAGAGCUUCCAGUGACGAUUCCCAGUCCAGAGCUUCCAGUGACGAUUCCCAGUCCAGAGCUUCCAGUGACGAUUCCCAGCCCAGAGCUUCCAGUGACGAUUCCCAGUCCAGAGCUUCCAGUGACGAUUCCCAGCCCAGUGACGAUUCCCAGCCCUCCUGCGACGUCUGUUGGCCUGAGGCGCAACCAGGGGUUCAACCAGGGGUUCAACCAGGGGUUCAACCAGGGGUUCAACCAGGGGUUCAACCAGGGGUUCAACCAGGGGGAUCAACCAGGGGGUCAACCAGGGGUUCAACCAGGGGGAUCAACCAGGGGUUCAACCAGGGGGUUCAACCAGGGGUUCAACCAGGAGCCCCAGCGCGACAUCAUUUAG